Messenger RNA from Daldinia decipiens, 1950 nucleotides. RefSeq names its product casein kinase I. Gene Ontology annotation, cellular component: cytoplasm; nucleus. Lineage: Eukaryota; Fungi; Ascomycota; Sordariomycetes; Xylariales; Hypoxylaceae. The coding region runs from base 394 to 1722 and encodes 442 amino acids. Gene Ontology annotation, biological process: signal transduction; endocytosis; peptidyl-serine phosphorylation. The record is from RefSeq and is a predicted model, not a curated record. The transcript has 4 exons. Gene Ontology annotation, molecular function: protein serine/threonine kinase activity; ATP binding.
UCGCGGCGCAGUUGGGCCACCUGCAACUUGCACUUCCUUAGCCACUCUGCUGCCACUCUAGCCACUGCCGUUCCCCGACCGCUUCUCCCCAAAUUCCUCCCUUCCUGAUCUUCACUUUCUCAAGUCACUUUUCAAUCCAUCCCGAUCUAUCAAUUCACCCAACAACCACCUACCAGGAUUGACUAAUCCCGUCAGUUCAGCUGCUCGAGUCAUAAUUAAUUUAAACACAACUCGAGGGGAUGAGCUUUCGGGUUUUCUGAGUCGUUUCGAGUAUCUAGGAUACUCGUGUCGGACCAGGCGACACUCGCUCUCCUGUAGCCCCCUUCCGACCGUGUUGCUCCCGUCUCCUGCUGGUCCCCGACUCCCAAUCGACAACGGCUUCAUACAUCCACAAUGGCCUCCUCGUCGUCAAACGUCGUGGGCGUCCACUAUAGGGUGGGAAAGAAGAUUGGUGAAGGAUCAUUCGGUGUCAUUUUCGAAGGCACCAAUUUACUAAACAACCAGCAAGUCGCCAUCAAGUUUGAACCGCGGAAGAGCGAUGCGCCGCAAUUACGAGAUGAAUAUCGUACAUACAAGAUUCUUGUCGGAUGCCCUGGUAUCCCUAAUGUCUAUUAUUUUGGACAGGAAGGCCUGCAUAAUAUUCUUGUCAUAGAUUUGCUUGGACCGUCAUUGGAAGACCUGUUCGACCACUGCAACCGAAGAUUCACCAUCAAGACCGUCGUAAUGGUAGCGAAGCAAAUGCUCUCCCGAGUGCAAACCAUUCACGAGAAGAAUCUCAUUUACAGAGAUAUCAAGCCCGACAACUUUCUCAUCGGUCGUCCUGGGACCAAAGCCGCGAAUGUUAUUCACGUCGUCGACUUUGGCAUGGCUAAACAGUACCGAGACCCGAAGACAAAACAGCAUAUUCCGUAUCGAGAGCGAAAGUCCUUGUCCGGAACCGCCCGAUACAUGAGUAUUAAUACUCAUCUUGGACGCGAACAGUCACGGCGAGACGAUCUAGAAGCUCUCGGCCAUGUGUUUAUGUACUUCCUUCGAGGCGGUCUUCCGUGGCAGGGCCUGAAGGCUGCGACGAAUAAGCAGAAAUACGAGAAGAUUGGUGAAAAGAAACAAACCACACCCAUAAAGGAUCUAUGUGAAGGCUUCCCUGAGGAGUUUAACAAGUACCUUACUUACGUAAGAAACCUUGGUUUCGAAGAUACUCCCGACUACGAUUACCUGCGUGAACUAUUCACCCAGGCUCUGAAGAACACCGGUGAGGUAGAGGAUGGCGAGUACGAUUGGAUGAAGAUUAGCAAGGAGUCGUCCAAGGGCUGGGAUGCUAUGCACAAGCCUGGACCUUACCACAACCCGAAUAAGCAGCCGGGCGUCUCUGCCAGAGAGAUGCACAAUCAAUCUCGUAUCAACGUCCCUGGCGGCCUUACUCACGAGCGUUUAAACGCCGCGCAGCCCCCACCUCCGUCUCCAGCCAGACCGACGGACAAGCGCCGGCAAAACGCCCUCGGCGCCACGGCAGCGCAGCGAGGUAGCGCGGUGGGGGGCCUUCGGGACAUGGCUACACCAACUCCUUCAACCCAAGCCCAAUUCCAGAACAGCAACCAAAAUUUACCAGCGAGGAUGGCACCCCAGACGAAUAUGGGGUCACCGGCUGCGGGCAAUGGAGUGGCAUCAGAGGCGCAACCGACAGGAUUCCAGAAAUUCAUGAAGGUCCUUUGCUGCGGUUAGUUUGAACGUGGCCUAUAUUAGCAACGAGCAUAAAGCUGAUAAAAUGAUAGGCUAAACCUGAUCUAACGUGGCAUACUGGCGAUCUUAUAGACUAGAAUUGAUCCUGGAUGGAGUUCCUGCGCCGAUUUUUAUUACUACUAAUGCAUCCUGGUCUAAGGUGUUCAUCCUACUAAGUCUUGGUCGUUGUGUGUCAUUCCAUAGUUAUCUUCUCGAUGGAUUUUGCUUGCG